Molecule: messenger RNA, 1731 nt
Organism: Fusarium musae
Lineage: Eukaryota; Fungi; Ascomycota; Sordariomycetes; Hypocreales; Nectriaceae
Exons: 3
Coding region: 1-1731 (576 amino acids)
Biological process (GO): superoxide anion generation; defense response
Cellular component (GO): NADPH oxidase complex; plasma membrane
Molecular function (GO): superoxide-generating NAD(P)H oxidase activity
Source: RefSeq, a predicted model, not a curated record
AUGAGCUAUCAGAUGCAGGAUUGGGGAGAGAAACCCUCAGAGCGAUCACGAUGGACUCCCCUAACGCGAAUGCUGCUAUCGGGUGAGAUGACCCAAGAGAAGCAACAGGAACUAUCGUCAAGAGAAAAGUUUGAUCGCUGGAUGAUCAACGAGGGUUAUCGAAGAUUCUUCGUCUUUGUCUUUAUGCUUCUUCACGCACUCAUCUUCUCCUUCGCAUGCGUCCACUACUCUCAAAAAGAUAGUCUCAAGUCCUCCAAUGAGCUCUUCGGCUUCACCUUCGUCAUAGCUCGUUCAGCCGCUCUGGUCCUUCAUGUCGACGUCGCCAUCAUUCUCUUCCCCGUCUCUCGAACCCUCAUCUCGCUCCUUCGACAGACACCUCUCAAUGGCAUCCUCCAGUUCGACAAGAACAUCACCUUCCACAUCGUCACCGCAUGGUCCAUCGUCUUCUGGUCUUGGGUUCAUACCAUUGCCCACUGGAAUAACUUUGCGCAGGUCGCCAUCAAGUACAAGCUUGGUAUCUACGGCUGGUUGGUUGCCAAUUUUGUGUCUGGACCUGGUUGGACUGGCUAUGUUAUGCUUAUUGCGCUGAUGGGUAUGGUUCUCACAUCGACCGAGAAGCCUCGACGAGCAAACUUUGAGCGUUUCUGGUAUACUCACCACAUGUUCAUCGUUUUCUUCUUCUUCUGGUCUAUCCACGGAGCUUUCUGCAUGAUUCAACCAGACGUUGCACCGUUCUGCACUAGUGUUGGCGCAUCAGCGGUUGGAGUCUUUUGGCAAUACUGGAUGUACAGCGGUUUCAUUUACCUGGCCGAGCGUAUCGCACGCGAGGUGCGAGGUCGUCACAGGACAUACAUCACAAAGGUCAUUCAACAUCCCAGCAAUGUUUGCGAGAUCCAGAUGAAGAAGGAGCACACAAAAACGCGAGCUGGACAGUACAUAUUCUUGUGCUGCCCUGCCGUCUCGCUGUGGCAGUACCAUCCUUUCACUUUGACCAGUGCCCCCGAGGAGGACUACAUCUCAGUCCAUAUUCGUUGCGUGGGUGACUUCACCAAGGAGCUUUCCAAGGCUUUGGGUUGUGACUGGAGCAAGAAGAGGGAACCCGGUGGCAACGAUUCUAGCAAAGUCGUUGGUUUGACUGGACGCGACUCCGAGAUCGAUCCAGCUAUCCGCCGUGUUCUCCCCAGAGUCUACGUCGACGGUCCUUUUGGUUCUGCCUCCGAAGAUGUCUUCAAGUACGAAGUUUCGGUGCUUGUUGGUGCAGGUAUCGGCGUUACACCGUUCGCCUCCAUCCUCAAGUCCAUCUGGUACCGAAUGAACUAUCCCCAGAAAAAGACACGCCUAGCCAAGGUCUACUUCUUCUGGAUUUGCCGUGACUUUGACUCCUUCGAGUGGUUCCGCUCACUGCUUCUGGCAGUCGAAGCGCAGGAUCUGGACCACCGUAUUGAGAUUCACACGUACCUCACAGCCAAGAUCAAGGCCGACGAUGCGACAAACAUUAUGAUCAACGAUGCCAACGCCGAUAAGGACACCAUCACUGGUCUGCGCAGCCCGACAAACUUUGGCAGACCCAACUGGGAUAUGAUCUUUAGAGGUAUCAGGAAGCUGCACAGUCCUGCUGAGGCGGGUGUGUUCUUCUGUGGACCCAAGGGCUUGGGAAGUUCGCUGCAUACGUAUUGUAACAAGUACACCGAGCCUGGAUUCUCUUUCGUUUGGGGCAAGGAGAACUUCUAA